AGACAUAACGGAGGGGGCAACAUUGUCUGCCUUCGGCGAUAUAAGAAGCGAAAAAUCAGAGUUUAUAAGUACCGGUGAAUUUGGAACUUCUCUUUUGCGGUUUCGUGUUCUUCCCUUCUCUGCCUACGUGUAAACCUCAUCCGCAUGUCAUCGCCGUCAAUUUCAAUCCUCUCUCUCCUUCUCUCAAUCAUCCAACAGAUCUUUCCCUUGAAAUCUCUGAAACCCAGAUCAGAGACUCAAUGAUCUUUUGAAAUUUCUCGGAAAGUCGGGAACUUGCGGCGGAAAUUACCCGGAGGAAGGCUUCACCGGAAAGAUAUGGAUAUCGCGGCUGUUCCAGCGGCGGAGGCGGCGGCGAGGAAGAGGGAGAAGCCGUAUAAGGGGAUAAGGAUGAGGAAGUGGGGGAAGUGGGUUGCGGAGAUUAGGGAACCCAACAAGCGCUCGAGGAUCUGGCUCGGCUCCUACUCCACGCCGGAGGCGGCGGCGCGUGCCUACGACACGGCGGUUUUCUACCUCCGGGGCCCGCCGCCCCGCCUCAACUUCCCGGAGCUUCUCGCCGGAGAGACAGCGACGGUGGGAGGAUGCGGAGGGGACAUGUCGGCGGCGUACAUAAGGAGGAAGGCGGCGGAGGUGGGCGCGCAGGUUGACGCGCUUGGGACGGCGGUGCAAACCAAGCGCCGGCAUAACCACAGGGGUGAUUUGGGUAGUGGUAAUCAUGAUUACGGGGAUAAUAAUCGUGAUUAUGGGCAUAAUGAUGACAGAGUUAGUGAAGGAUUCAAGAGAUGUAACAAGGGGUUAUUGGAACGGGUCGACUUGAACAAGAUACCCGACCCGGAAACCUCGGAUGAUGAUGAAUGGGAGAUGAAAUAGUUUAUUGAUAAAUGUUGCGCCUCCUACCUGAGUGAUGUGAUUACUAGUUUAAUGAUAAUUUUUUUUUGGUAACUAGUGAAGUUGGAUUCGUAUGUUUAAUUUUGAAUGGACUCAAUUAUGUUAUAACAAAGGGAAUGGUGAAUUAGUAAGAAGUCACCAAAAGA
Messenger RNA from Tarenaya hassleriana, 1031 nucleotides. RefSeq names its product ethylene-responsive transcription factor RAP2-10-like. Gene Ontology annotation, molecular function: DNA-binding transcription factor activity; DNA binding. Gene Ontology annotation, biological process: regulation of DNA-templated transcription. The record is from RefSeq and is a predicted model, not a curated record. The coding region runs from base 316 to 867 and encodes 183 amino acids. The transcript has a single exon. NCBI's taxonomy places the organism in Eukaryota, Viridiplantae, Streptophyta, Magnoliopsida, Brassicales, Cleomaceae.